Anopheles marshallii is the source of this 348-nucleotide messenger RNA. RefSeq names its product elongin-C. Gene Ontology annotation, biological process: ubiquitin-dependent protein catabolic process. The coding region runs from base 1 to 348 and encodes 115 amino acids. NCBI's taxonomy places the organism in Eukaryota, Metazoa, Arthropoda, Insecta, Diptera, Culicidae. The record is from RefSeq and is a predicted model, not a curated record. The transcript has 2 exons. Gene Ontology annotation, cellular component: elongin complex. Gene Ontology annotation, molecular function: protein-macromolecule adaptor activity.
AUGGAGGAACGUACUGGAAUAGAAAAAAAUUAUGGUGGAUGCGAGGGACCGGAUGCGAUGUACGUGAAGCUCAUCUCGUCCGAUGGGCACGAAUUUAUUGUUAAGCGCGAACACGCUCUAACCUCCGGUACGAUCAAGGCCAUGCUCUCCGGUCCGGGCCAAUUCGCCGAGAACGAAGCGAAUGAAGUAAACUUUAGAGAAAUACCUUCGCACGUCCUCGAGAAAGUCUGCAUGUACUUCACUUACAAAGUGCGAUACACGAACAGUUCGACGGAAAUACCGGAAUUCCCAAUCGCACCGGAGAUUGCAUUGGAGUUACUGAUGGCCGCUAACUUUCUCGACUGCUAG